Onthophagus taurus is the source of this 4079-nucleotide messenger RNA. It is a transcript of the gene pbl, whose product is annotated as epithelial cell transforming 2 pebble. Gene Ontology annotation, biological process: mitotic cytokinesis; activation of GTPase activity; regulation of cytokinesis, actomyosin contractile ring assembly. Gene Ontology annotation, cellular component: nucleus; cell cortex. Lineage: Eukaryota; Metazoa; Arthropoda; Insecta; Coleoptera; Scarabaeidae. The record is from RefSeq and is a predicted model, not a curated record. Gene Ontology annotation, molecular function: GTPase activator activity; guanyl-nucleotide exchange factor activity.
UUUAGGGAUUUAACUUGAAAGUUGCGAUGUGCGUUAAAGUGCCAUGUCCUUCGCGAGAGCGGUAAAAAUGCCUCAAAAUAACGUUACACAUAAACGAAAAUCGUAGAAAAAAACGUUCGAAAUGUUUUAUCAUUCGUAACGUAUGCCGUUUACCGUCGUUGUAACGUUACGGUUAUUCUUUUUUGUGGUGGUAUGCCCAAAAAAUUUCGUACACACAUCAACAUGGACGAAAUAGGUGCUACGGUUAAUAAACAAUCAUCAAUAGGCAGCGAUUCAACGGGAGAUGACCAGAAUAAAUUAGAACACACUUCUCUUCCCCUUGAUAAACGGAUAUGUUUGGUUGGAAACGUUGUGAAAAAUACCUCCAUCUGUACUACAGCCCAAUCAUUUGGCGUUCCUGUACUCACAUCGGAAAAUGGCCUCGAAUACAGCAAAGAUCAAACUUGCUCCACGGUUUUUGUGGUAGAAUCUUUUGAGGGAAACGAUUAUGAACAACUAUUUAAAUCGCGACAUCCCCUUUUGGGACCACCAGCUUUGCAACAACUAUUAAAUCGUAAUGAAAAACUGCCUAAUAACACAAGACCUUUAUAUAAUUUAGCUAUGAGUGGAGUUGUUGUUUGUUUUACUGGAUUUAGAAAUAAGGAUGAAUUAACUAAAUUAGUUCCUCUUGUACAUCAUAUGGGAGGCUCAAUACGCAAAGAAAUGUCUGCAAAGGUUACCCAUUUAAUCGCAAACGUCGCUGGAGGUGAUAAAUAUCAAUAUGCAGCCACUUUUCGUGUUCCUAUUAUGCACUUAAACUGGGUAUUCUCCAGCUGGGAAAAUAGGAACGACGUUAAUUUUACAUCUACAAUAGACACAUUUAUGGCUGAACACAAAUUAAAACCGUUUUAUGGGGCGAAAGUAUGUUUUGCUGGAUUCCCAGAGGAAGAAGAAAAGCAUAUGACGGAAGUGCUCGAGGCAAACGGCGGGUGUAUCACUGUUAUAGACGAUCCGCAAUGUACACAUGUGGUGACCGAAAUGGAAUCGUACCCGGAAACGACAUCAGCCGCCUCCAUAACCCCCAUACCCUCCUCAACAGCAAUAAUAACACCUUCCGAAACAUUAAAUCCAACUCCGAUGACCACCACUCCCGUUUUAUCGUCAAAAAUCACAACUCCGUUUGCGAAAUUAGAAACUCUCCAUGAAAAAUCGCACGACAAUGAAAUUUGCGUCGAUUUAAAAGCGUCGGAUUCAAAUUCCGAUUUGUAUAAGACCUCUUCGAGUACGCGUAAACGUAAGAUGAUGUCGCCGGAUCGCGGGCAAAGUUUUAUUAAAAGGAAACGAGAUACGAUGACGACGAGUUAUAGUGAAAAUGCGAAGAAAAAAAUUUCGAAUUUUUUAAAAAGUCACAUUUUUGCGAAUAAUCGUAGAAGAACUUUGGAUGGAACGGAAACUAGUUUUAAUCAGGAAAUUAGUUUUGACGAGGGGGCUAGUAUCGCCUCGACUUCGGGCUUCUUUGAGGUUGAAACGAUGGAGAAAACGAUUGGGAGGAUUAGUCUUACACCAAGUACGAGUAACUCAGCCCAACCGAAAAAAGCGAGAAAAAAUUUGUUUUUACGAACGUUUAGUUCGUCGAAAUUCAAACAACCCGCAAGCGCUAAGAAGCGGGAUCAUAAAAAUGUAGAAUUGGAGAAUUCUGUGACGGAUGGUAGCGGAGGGGAUAAAUUUUUAAAUAAUUCCUGUUUUCCUGAUUUAUCCUUUAUUUCCGUUUCUGAGUACGACAUCCGGGCGAACUGUACUAGUAGCAGGAUGAUGGAUCAACAUCAUGGAAACUUUAUUCAUUGCGCGGUUGUCGAUGAAUCUACCGUUGGUGAAAAACUGGAAGGACCCCCAAAAGCCCACAUUGUCAAAGCUGAAUGGUUUUGGACAUCCGUACAAAAAGGCAUCAGUUUAGAAGAAAAAGAUUAUUUAUUCGGCGACUAUAUCAAUCAAGUUCUCUCACCGAAUACCCGAAGAGAUUCACACCAAGCAACGCCGAGCAGUGCCAGUCGGAGGAAACGGAAACGGCUCUACGAGACAUUAUCGUCUUUGGCUCAACAACAAUCGCCAGGUUUACAUAAUAAACGUAGAUCGUCAAUUGUUAGUGACGCUGGAUUGUUGUCAGUUUCGGGUUCGUUUUUGGACUGCACCGCCAGCCCUGACAAACCGGGCGAUGUUGGGGGAGAACCCGCGAUUCCUGAUACUCCCAGAAAAGGACUCACAGCACGUCAACAGGUUUUCUUGGAACUCGUCCAAACAGAAUCCAAUUAUGUCAACAUCUUAAACAUUAUUAUGACUAUGUUUAAAGAACAGUUAGAAAAUUCGACAGAUGAAGAAGCUUUAUUAAAUAAUACAGAAUUAAAAAUAAUUUUUGGAAAUCUCCCACCGAUUUAUGAAACUCAUUUGAAAAUGCUCGAAGAAUUACGGCGAAUGUCCGCUUAUUGGACGGAAGAUAAAAGUAUAGGAAGUAUUAUUUUAAAAUAUUCGACGGAUCUCCUAAAAGCGUAUCCACCGUUUGUAAAUUUUUUUGAAGAAAUGAAAAGCAUGUUGGUGCAUUGCGAUCAAACGAAACCGCGAUUUCACGCGUUUUUAAAAGCGUGCCAAACUAAGCCGGAAUGUGGACGACAAAGUCUACAAGAACUCCUCAUAAGACCCGUUCAAAGACUACCCAGUAUAAGUUUAUUAUUAAACGACAUUUUGAAAAACACCCCGAAAAAUAACGCUGAUCAUGCCGCUUUAGAAAAAGCUUUAGCUUCAAUUAGGGAGGUUAUGAAACAUAUCAAUGAAGAUAAAAGAAAGACUGAAGGGCAAAGGGUUAUGUUUGAUAUUUUUAACGAAAUUGAUAAUUGUCCUCCUGAUUUAGUAUCAUCACAUAGAAAUUUUGUCGCAAAAUCAGAAGUGAUCCAAUUGUCAUCAUCCGAAGGUUUAUCAAGUAAAGGAAAUCCCUUGGUGUUGUUUCUUUUUUCUGAUCAAUUGGAGGUGUGCAAAAAACGUUCGAAAGCUUUCAACACAUUGAAAUCGCCGAAUACGGUUAAUGGUGUCCAUAAGAAUUCAUCAAUAAAACCGUACAAACACGUCAAGUUGAUGUCUUUGAGUACGAUUAAACGGGUAAUCGAUAUCAAAGAAACCGAAGAUUGUCAACGAGUUUUUAGCUUGGUUUUUCGCAACACUGAAGAACUUAAAGAACGGGUUUGUUCAUUUGCUAUGACUGAUGAAGAAAGCGAUAAAGUUGCGUUCUUGAAAACUUUAUGCAAACAAAUGGCUACAAAUGCUUGUACAGCAGAUUCGGAAAAAUUUAUGGCUUAUUUAGAACCUCAUCAAUUAGAUAUUGAUACAAGUGAUAUAAAUCAUGGGACAUUAUCUAGAGCUUUUAAGUUUGCAACGAAAACUCGUUUAAGAGUCGGUCGAGCGUUUUCUUUUAAUAAAACGCCGUCGAAAUUAAAACGGGCGGUUUCUUCAAUGAUGUCUCCAUUUGGCAGCUCAACCAAUUUAACACCAGCGUCUCAAUUGGCUCAAAUGAGACUUGCAAGUUAUAAUAAUAUAAGUGAAUUAGGUAAUGCAGAAAACGCAAGUGAAUCACCGCCGCAAGCUCCAAUGUCAGUGCAACCAACUCGAAAAAUGAAAGCGUCAUCGUUAGGGGUAAACGCAUUAAAACGUCUGUAACACUUAUUUAUAUUUUAUAAGUUUUUUCUCUUUUUAAAUUUUAUUCAUAUAUAUUUGUAAAUAUCUAAGUUUAACGGUUUAAUAUAUAAGGAUGAUAUAAAUUUUGCUAUUCGUAAUUUUAUUGUAACUUUGCUCUUUUUAUAAAGAUAGGUUGUAAAUUAUUGAUUUUAUCGCUAAAUUGAAUUGUCUCUCAUUGAUAUCAUUUUAAACGCUCGAACUACUUAUACAAUGAAGUCAUUACUAUUUUGUUUGUUCUGUCGAAUUUGGCUGUUUUUAUUACGAAUGUUUUCAAACAGGUCUUGAAAUGUCUUCGUUUUUAUUGAAUUUCGUUCAUAUCAAUUAAUGUAAUUGCCAAAAAGUCUUUUCAAAAACUGUGCUUUAAUAUAUUUUUGAUAUCA